AUGGUUCACGAGCUAUUUUUCGAAAUCGUGCGAGAAAAGCAGCAUGUAUUUUGCGAUGCGAAGGACACAGCUCCAGUUUUAGAACUUAAGAGGAUUGUUGAAGGUGUGCUAAAGAUUCCCGUCACUGAUCAGGUGCUCGUUCGCCUUCUAGACGAUAGCACAACUAAUUUCCAACCGCUUGAUGAUAAGAAAACUUUGGCAGAGAGCGGUUUCAGCGCAAAUAAUGCAAAGGCUCAAGCUCCUGCUAUGGUAGCGUUAAUGUUCCGGGGUGAAUCAACACCUGUCAUUGACGAGUUGUCAACACCACCACCAGUACCCGAUGCUAUGAGGAAUGAGACACAAUCUCAGGAAUAA
Molecule: messenger RNA, 354 nt
Organism: Strongylus vulgaris
Lineage: Eukaryota; Metazoa; Nematoda; Chromadorea; Rhabditida; Strongylidae
Source: the annotation of a GenBank genome assembly